Molecule: messenger RNA, 1677 nt
Organism: Seminavis robusta
Lineage: Eukaryota; Bacillariophyta; Bacillariophyceae; Naviculales; Naviculaceae
Source: the annotation of a GenBank genome assembly
AUGGAUGAGUUCGGACCAAUAUCCUUAUGCUGGCAACUGCUGCCAGUAAGAAUUCCAGCCAUUCUCCACGCAGCCUUGGUGAUAUUCCCAGCGAUUCUCCUGUGUUUUUCCUUCAAAGCAAUCAGCAGCUUCUUGUGGGAUUUUGAGCAAGUGCCUCAAACCACGGAGAAGAAGAAGAAUGAGUCAGAACCCGUCUUCGGAGCCGAUGACGAUGAAUCUGAGCGCCUUUUAGAGCUGGUGUUGCAAGGUCCUUCGACUUUUGAUUUGGCCCUACACUUGCUGCAAUCAUCCGAGCAUCGAAAUGUUGCCGAAGUAGCCCUUUGGAACUACUCCAGCCACACUACCGUGAAAAUCAUGGAAACACCAGCUGUAGUACAAAUCUUUCAAGCGCUGGCUCGCCUCCCCAACUUGCAAAAGGUGUCCAUCUCGUUCAAUUCUCCCUUUCCUGUGGCAGCUCUGACAGCCUUUUGGAGGGAACGAAAGCGACAACAGCAACGGUUCUACUACGUGCGAUCUUGGCUCUUUCCGUUGCUUCGACCAGGAAACUGUAGUAUUAAUAGUACAGGACUGCGUCAGCUGAAGCUUUAUGUGGUGGAGUUGGCAGGGAGUGAUCCAGAGUUGCAAGAAUGCUGUCACGAAAUAAAAUGCAGCAGUAACUCCUUGGAACAGUUGGAAAUUCGCUGUGAUCCGUCUCCCACAAAUGGCAUGAACCACCGAAACAGUUUUCAGCAACGAGCAGAUGCAGCAGUUGAUGAAGAGGCAACACGCGAAUGGAUAGAGCAACGCAAUCAUCGACUACAACAAAAUGAACACGCGUUGUCACUCGUCCUUCUGGCACUACAACACCAUCCUACCUUGCAAGAAAUAUCCUUGGCAGCGUCACUUCCAAGCAGCAACAACAAGAAGGGCCAUGGCCCGGUAGUCGACAGUUUGAUUCAAAUGGUGCAGCAGAAUCGACAACUCCAAAAGCUCAAACUGCACCUACAACAAAGACGACAGCUCCAGACGGACAACGACGGCCUCGAGGUGGGACCACUUCGACCAACUAUAGCGACAGAUUGCAACACGUGGUACUUUAAUCCACUUGUGGAAGCAUUGUCCCAACCAUCGCUCAAUGCAACAUCACAGUUGCAGUCCCUUCAUGUGACUACCAACCUAGAGCAUCUGCAGCACGUUCCCACCAAUACCGGUAGAUCGGGGGUUAUCGAAGAAACAUUGUACUCUUUAAAGCAGUCUGGAGCGAUAAAUUCAACUGCGCCGUGGAAAAAGAUGCUUCGAAACAACUACAAUCUAUGUCGCUUGGUGAUUGGACCGUGGGGUAACUAUGAUGAUGAUGAUGACAGUUUCCAUUCAUCGGACGGCUAUGAGAACGACAGCGUUUUGAUGGAUGAUCUGAUUGAGGACGUGGACGGCGUAGGUGUUCCAGCAUCGCCUGGUGGUGAGGCAAAGAGUCAAACAACCCCUCUCUGCUGCUUGGAAUUCUACCUGGGGUUGAACCGUCAAGGGCGCAAACGGCUACUCUGUGAUUCCACAACAACCCAAGAGGAUUGGAUACGAGCGGUUGCUCAGCCACGAAAGGGCGUCAACAACCGCACGAAGAGAUAUGGGCUCAGCAAUGCCUUUUACUGGCUUUCCUUGAAUCCAUCACUCAUCGUCACGGCGUCAAAAGCACGGUAG